UGGUUGCAACUUCCUAUGACAGGUCGGCGCCGGAUGAUGGUGUGCAUGUCGCGCUUGUGGCAAUCGGGCUCCGUGCUCGCAGCGCGGCUCGGAAAGCGGGUUUUGUCUUGCAGCCGAGUGGGCCUUUCAGUCCAGCACUAUAGCACCAAGGCAGCUCCUCACAUACCGGGGAUGGAGUACCAGUUUACCACUUUUGUUGUAGGAUGCCGUUUGCACUCUUAACACACUUCAGACUAAUGCCAGCGCUCUGGACGAGGUACGGCGGGUGCGAAACCACCCUGAGCUGCAGCUCCAGGCCAUGAAAGGUUUCCUGGAACGGGCUGGCCUCACAGUGAAGGAACUAGACCACCUAAACAUCAUUCAUGUGACAGGAACAAAGGGCAAGGGCUCAACAUGUGCAUUUACUGAACAGAUUUUAAGAUCUUACGGCUUCCGGACAGGAUUUUACAGUUCACCACAUUUGGUCGAAGUAAGGGAGAGAAUUCGAAUCAACGGACAACCUAUUGGGAAAGAUCUCUUUACAAAAUACUUCUGGCAGGUUUAUGGACGCCUCGAUGAAACAAAGGAAGCCAAUGAUGGGACAAUGCCUGCGUACUUUCGUUUCCUCACCAUCUUAGCCUUCCAUGUCUUCCUUCAGGAGAAGGUGGAUUUGGCUGUGAUUGAAGUUGGGAUUGGCGGAGCGUAUGACUGCACCAAUGUUAUAAGGAGACCUUGGGUAUGUGGUAUCUCAUCUCUAGGAAUAGACCACACUCAGAUUCUUGGAGACACCUUGGAAAAGAUUGCCUGGCAAAAAGGUGGCAUCUUUAAGCCAGGAGUCCCUGCUUUCACAGUCAAACAGCCAGAAGAGGCAAUGUCCGUGCUGAGGAGCAGGGCCAAAGAAAUCCAAUGUCCCCUCUGGGUGUGUCCAGACUUUGAGCAGUACCAGGCAAACUGUGGACCUCUGAGUCUGGGCUUGGCAGGGCAACACCAGCGUGCCAAUGCCACUCUCGCCCUGCAGUUGAGUCACACUUGGUUACAAAGGAGAUGCCUACCAGAAGAAAAGUAUUUGUCCACCAGACUUAAGACGACAACUAUAUCUGAAGCACCUCCCUUUACACCUUCUCCCAACAUGAAGAAAGGACUUGCCAACACUGAAUGGCCUGGAAGGAAUCAAACAAUUAAACAUGGAGAAGUCACAUACUUUUUGGAUGGUGCUCACACCAUGCGCAGUAUGCAAGCCUGUGUGGACUGGUUCCGAGAGACGGCAGCAGAGCAUGAAAGGAAUUCAUGUGGACCUGUAGCCAGAAUCUUGCUCUUUAAUGCUACAGGAGAGAGAGACUGCGCAGCCAUGCUGAAACUUCUGAUGCCUUGCCAUUUUGAUUUUGCUGUGUUCUGCCCUAACAUCACUGAGACCAUCACUUCCUGUAAUGCAGACCAACUGAACUUCAAUGUGUCGGUGGAACACAUGUUAACCCGCUGCUUGGACAACGAGAGGAGCUGGCGCUUGCACAAUAGCACAGGGGACACAGGCAGCAACCCACUUCUGAUUGAGGACAGCUUGUCUUUAGCCCCCGACAAGAAAGCGGACACUCUGGUGUUCCCUUGUAUCCUUAGCGCCCUCCACUGGAUCACACAGGGUAGAGACCCUGUGCUGGCGGACCCUUCCAAGAAAGUGUUCCCGUUGAAACCCAGUGUGAAUGCCAAAGCUGCUCCACUCUGCAAUGCAGCCCAGAUUCACAUACUUAUCACUGGUAGCCUGCAUCUGGUAGGAGGGGCACUAAAACAUCUUGUUCCUCAAUCCGCCUAGGAACUGGAAUUCCUUUUAGAAUUAGCAUGGGGCUGUUAUCUUUAUGGGCGCUAUUGUUCUGGGCAGUGGUACAGUAUCACAUAGAUGAGUGCACCCUUCACAUUUCAGCAGCUGUUUUUAGUAUAUCUUCUCAAGGGAGUGAAACUGUGUUAUAACUUUAGGGUAGUCUGUGUAUAGCUUGUAAAGUAGUAAAGAUUUAACGUACUUAACACACACGUUACUGUACAAAAGUGUGUGUGAAACGCUGGACACUUGCCACCCUCCAUAGUCGCUAUCUUGGCUACAUAGCAGAAGGGGAGGGACUAACUUGAGUGGUUGCAAUUCACCAUUUAAAAGAAGAGGAAGCAGGCAAACAUGUGAUCGUCAACAACAGUAACCAAUUUGAGACAAAAUUUGCACAGAAAUUAAUUAGUGUACAUACCGGUACACCAUUUGAGACACAACCAAUAUUUUGUGAGCACCAUUGCUGUUUAGCACUGCCUUUAAUCCACUUAGCCAUGGAAGUAAUUAGAGUGGCAUAGUUUGAUACUGAAAUCCUCUUUCUCUCAUUUAUGGUGUCAUGGUGGGCUCACCAGUUUCGGCCUCACUCAUGCUUGACUGGCGGCUAGACUCGCGUGUUGCCAGCUAUUAAAACAAUAAUUAUUGUGUUCGGUGGAUAGUUAAGCUAUAUUGUACAAAAGCUGUACACUGUCUACUCUAAAGAAUGUCUUAAGUUUCAUUUCUGGUCCCUUGAGAAGAUAUGCAGUACUAUAUAAAAAUUGUUGCUAAACUUUGGGGCGUGCUCCUUGUGUAAGCUGUACAGAAGAUCACUGAUAUUUGCGGAGGUUGCUUUCUAAAACCACAGAAAUGGGAUUUAUCUUGGCAAAAAUACAUAUUUUUCCGCCAUAAAAAUGCUAAAUUGCGAAUAUGCAGGGAUCUAUUUAUGUUCGAGAGAAAUUGUCUCCAGGCACUGUGGAGUUCGAACUAAGGCAGCUUCAUCACCGGUCUAGCCUCACAUGAAGCCUUAAACACUGGAGUGCCAUGUCAUCCCACUUGAAGUCAAAAAUGUGUUUACAUCGGGUGUAUAUUCAGUUUUGAAUGAUAUUUUUGUACAUCACCCAUUCCAAAAGGUAUAUUUGUGUGUCUGUUUAGAUACAUGUAUACAUAGAUACAAACAUACAGUGGUACCUCG
Messenger RNA from Nerophis lumbriciformis (worm pipefish), 2957 nucleotides. RefSeq names its product folylpolyglutamate synthase (gene fpgs). Lineage: Eukaryota; Metazoa; Chordata; Actinopteri; Syngnathiformes; Syngnathidae. Gene Ontology annotation, molecular function: ATP binding; tetrahydrofolylpolyglutamate synthase activity. Gene Ontology annotation, cellular component: cytosol; mitochondrion; cytoplasm. Gene Ontology annotation, biological process: tetrahydrofolylpolyglutamate biosynthetic process. The record is from RefSeq and is a predicted model, not a curated record.